AUGCUUCAUACAAAAUCUGAGUCUGAUAUAACUAGUUUAGCCCCAUCAUCGCCUUCAAGGUCUCCUAAGAGGCCAGUAUACUAUGUACAGAGCCCUUCAAGGGAUUCUCACGAUGGGGACAAGUCCUCAUCAAUGCAAGCCACUCCCAAUUUCAAUAGUCCAAUGGAAUCACCUUCGCACCCUUCUUUUGGCCGACACUCCCGGAAUUCUUCUGCUAGUCGGUUUUCGGGGAUAUUCCGGUCUUCGUCGGGGAGGAAAGGUGGCCGGAAAAGGAACGAUAAGGGGUGGCCGGAGUGUAAUGUGAUUGUAGAAGAGGGAAAGUAUGAUGAGUUUGAUGAUGAAAAGGGGUUCACUAGGCGGUGUCAGGUUUUGUUGGGUUUUUUGGGUUUUGUUGUUCUGUUUACUGUCUUUUGCCUGAUUAUAUGGGGUGCUGGAAGGCCUUACAAAGCUGAGGUUACCGUCAAGAGCUUGGUAGUGAAUAACCUCUACGUUGGGGUGGGUUCAGACUUGAGUGGGGUUCCAACCAAGAUGCUGACUGUGAAUAGCUCAUUGAGGAUGAGCAUAUACAACCCUGCUACCUUCUAUGGCAUUCAUGUUAGCUCCACACCCGUUAAUCUCGUUUAUUCUAAGAUUACCGUUGCAACUGGUCAGUUGAAGAAAUAUUAUCAGCCAAGAAAGAGUCGCUGGCUUGUUUUGGUGAACUUGGAAGGAACUAAGGUUCCUUUGUACGGGGCCGGAUCAAGUUUAACUGUCUCUGACAAUGGUGUCCAAGUUCCAUUGACAUUAGAGUUUGAAAUUCGGUCACGGGGAGAUUUGGUAGGGAAAUUGGUGCGGACAAAGCAUCAAAGGCAAAUUUCUUGCCCUUUGGUUAUCGAUUCAACCAGCACAAAACCUAUAAAGUUCAAGAAGGACUCGUGCACUUAUAGCUGAAGCCUACUUGCUGGCCUGCACAUUUCUUGGCUUGCCGCGUCCGGAUCUUGGGACUCCAUGUUUAAAUUGUCCAGCUUCUGUGUCCCUGCAUUUCUGGGAAGAUGAAUUUCAAUUUUGAUGCAUCAUGGUAGUGAAACUGGAGUGAUCAAGAUCCGUUAAGAGGUUGAUUUGUAAUGUUCCCUUUGCUAUCAUUGAGCUAGUUAGUAGGAUAGUGUGGCAUUACAGGAAAAAAACUUGCUCUGUUAUAAAUUGUAAAGCUAAGGAUUUGUUUAUAUUUCAUUUGGCUUUCUCAUUACUCAUGUACUGAAGCCCUUGCCAACCCAACAUUUGCAGUCUAUAAAUGACAUUGGCCAAAACUGUGCUAUCAGCGUUCUUCCAUAUCAG
Messenger RNA from Ilex paraguariensis (yerba mate), 1314 nucleotides. Lineage: Eukaryota; Viridiplantae; Streptophyta; Magnoliopsida; Aquifoliales; Aquifoliaceae. The record is from the annotation of a GenBank genome assembly.